Sugiyamaella lignohabitans is the source of this 1881-nucleotide messenger RNA. RefSeq names its product Ncl1p (gene NCL1). The record is from RefSeq and is a predicted model, not a curated record. The transcript has a single exon. Gene Ontology annotation, cellular component: nucleolus. Bases 1 to 1881 code for a protein of 626 amino acids. NCBI's taxonomy places the organism in Eukaryota, Fungi, Ascomycota, Dipodascomycetes, Dipodascales, Trichomonascaceae. Gene Ontology annotation, biological process: maturation of LSU-rRNA; rRNA base methylation. Gene Ontology annotation, molecular function: rRNA (cytosine-C5-)-methyltransferase activity; RNA binding.
AUGGGAAGAAAAGCCAAGAAUAAGCAACCCGCUCCUCCCUCAUUAGAUGAGUUUCAUGAGGGUAAGAAGCGUAAGGGACACAAAUCAGCCGGUUCGAGCUCGUCUUCCUCGAAGAAACAUAAGCCUAAUGGUACUAAUGGCACCACUGAACACAAAAGUAAAAGAAGCUCAAAAUCGAAAACUUCUGCUCCUAUUGAUAAAGAGGAAAUUGAAAAGACCAAGAAGAGUCUGUUUGAGAACUCUGAUGAGGAGGAAGAUGACGAUGUGGUAGGAAGUGAGCUAGAUGAUGAUGAAUUCUAUGAUUCAGACGAAGACCGUCAAGCUAAACCAAUGUUCAGUGAUGACGAUGAAGAUGACGAGAUUCUUGAACAAAUGAAUAAGAAAGCCGCUGCUACUUUCGGUUUAGAAGAUAGUGAAGACGAAGAGGACGAUGACGAGGAUGAAGAGGAGAAUGACGAGUUUGAUGUCGAUGAGGAAGACGAGGACGAUGACGAAGAUGACGAAGAUGGAGAAGAUGAUAGUGGCAAAUAUGCCACUGAAGAAGCUCCUAAAGCACAUGUUCUGCCUUCUGAACAAGAAAAAGAGAUAGAAACACAACAUCCAACAGACUUGCACGCAUUACGAACCCGUAUUCUCGAAGUUGUCAAGGUUCUUGAAGAUUUCAAGACCCUGGCUGAAGAAGGCCGUAGCAGAUCUGAAUAUACCGACCAGCUGUUAGACGAUAUUGCCGCUUACUACGGAUAUUCACGUUAUUUGGCUGAAAAGCUGUUUAAUCUGUUUUCACCAGCUGAAGCUAUUGAGUUCUUCGAGGCCAACGAAGUAGCCAGACCAGUUACUAUUCGUACCAACACCUUGAAAACAAGAAGAAGAGACCUUGCUCAGGCUCUUAUUAACAGAGGAGUCAACCUUCAACCCAUUGGUAAAUGGACUAAGGUCGGUUUACAAGUGUUCGAGUCUCAAGUGCCUAUUGGAGCCACCCCAGAAUACCUUGCUGGACACUAUAUUCUUCAAGCCGCAUCUUCUUUCUUACCAGUCAUGGCCUUGGAUCCACAGGAGAAUGAGCGGGUGCUAGAUAUGGCCUCGGCUCCCGGUGGUAAAACGACAUUCAUUUCUGCCAUGAUGAAAAACACCGGUUGUGUGUUUGCCAACGACUCUAACAAAUCGAGAACCAAGUCUCUGAUUGCCAACAUCCACCGUCUUGGCUGUUCCAACACCAUUGUAUGUAACUACGAUGCUCGUGAGUUCCCUAAAGUCAUUGGUGGAUUCGACAGAGUGCUGUUGGAUGCUCCAUGUUCAGGUACUGGUGUUAUUGCCAAGGACCCAGCUGUCAAGACCAGUAGAACCGAGAAAGAUUUCAUUCAACUGCCACAUCUCCAGAAACAACUGCUUCUGUCGGCCAUAGACUCUGUGGAUGCCAGUUCAAAGACCGGAGGUGUGAUUGUAUACUCGACCUGUUCGGUCAUGGUUGAAGAGAACGAGGCUGUUGUUGACUAUGUUCUCCGUAAACGACCCAACGUCAAGCUUGUUGAGACUCAUCUGGAGAUCGGAAAAGAAGGGUUCACGAAUUUCCGAGGCAAGAAGUUUGAUCCUUCAGUCAAACUGACCCGAAGAUACUACCCUCACACAUACAAUGUCGACGGAUUCUACGUGGCCAAAUUCCAGAAGACCUCAGGUUCGUUCCACGACAACAGCAAGGCUGGUGCCAGAGAAAAGGAACGAGCCAUCCGCGAAGAUGAGGAUGCUGAGCCACUCAUCCACGGCGACUUUGCCGAGUUCAACGACCCCGAAGACUCUGCCCUCAUCGAGCAAACUAGACGUCGCUCCAUGAAAAAGAAGGGUCUCAACCCCAAUGCACACAAACCCAAGCCUGCCAAGAACUAA